ACCUCUUCCCCCCGGGCCUCGCUUGGAAGCCUGGUUGUGCCUCUCUCGGUGUGUGUGUGUAUGCAUGCAUGCGUGUGCAGCGAUCCACGCGCGGGCAAGCAACCCUGAACGGCUGGCACCGAGGGGCUGGCUAGAAUGGAGCCGAUCGCAUGAAGGACUAUUCAGGCAUGCCUCCUCUUCGUCUUCUUCUUCGCGAGCAGCAGCCCACACCCUCUCUGCCUAAUCUCCGGGCAGCCUGGCUCUGCCCCAGCGCCACUCGACGCUUCUCGGCGCUGGAGGAAAGCGCAGGAAUUCCUGGCCCUGCGCUUCACUUGCCGCCGGCUCCGAGAGGAGGAGGAGGAAGAAGAAGAAGAGAUGGCCCCGGAGGCACGGAGCUCUUCCCCGCCUGCUUGUCCGCUUGCAGUUUUAAUUCCUCAAUGAAACUGCCCUGCUUGGACACUUCUGCCUAGAAGAGAGAGAUGGUGGGCAAACAUAGACAAGGCAUGCCAGAGAUCUAGUCCCCUCCCCCCUCCGAGAGGCAGACAGCCUGUCCCUCGGUACCAGGGGCAUCCAGCUGUGUUUCUAGAACUGACAGCCUUGGCAAUGGCCGGCCCCAGCAUCUGGAACAGCCUCAAGUCGGUCCUGAGGAAGAACAAUGAUUCCUUGUUCCUGAACGACUGCAACGCCUUUGAUUUUUCGGACGAGAUUGGUGAGGAAGACUUUCCCCGGUUCAAGAAACUUCAAGUGGUGGUUUCGGACGAUGCAGCCGACACCUCGGCCAAUGGGGCCUAUGUGGGACCUCACUCCGAUGACGAGUCCUUGCUGGACAGGGACAUAGCGUUGCGAAAUACUGCGGUUGGACCCACAACGGACCCUUGCAACAAUUGCACCCAGCAAAGGGAACGGCUAAAGCAAAAGAAGGUGAAGAGGCGGCUGGUUUUAGCGGCAAUUCUGUACCUUCUCUUUAUGACUGGCGAGCUUGUAGGUGGAUAUGUUGCCAACAGUCUAGCUGUCAUGACAGAUGCGCUUCACAUGUUAACAGAUCUCAGCAGCAUUAUUUUAACACUCCUCGCUUUGUGGCUCUCUGGAAAAGCACCCACAAAAAACUUCACCUUUGGAUUCCAUCGAUUAGAGGUUUUGUCCGCCGUCUUCAGUGUACUGUUGAUUUACAUCCUGAUGGUUUUCCUCUUAUACGAGGCUGUUCAGCGAACUAUCCACAUGGACUAUGAGAUUAAUGGAGAUGUAAUGCUUAUCACCGCAGCUGUUGGGGUUGCAGUAAACCUCAUAAUGGGUUUCCUGCUGAGCCAGUCUGGUCACCUCCACUCCCAUUCGCACACGCCUUCAUCGGUUCCUCCGCCCGGCUCUUCCGCUGCAUCCCCUGGGCACUCUCAUGGCCACAGCCACGGCAGCUUGGCUGUGAGAGCGGCCUUCGUCCACGCCCUGGGAGAUUUGGUCCAAAGUAUUGGCGUGCUGGUCGCUGCGUACAUCAUUCGAUUUAAGCCAGAAUACAAGAUUGCUGAUCCUAUAUGUACCUACGUAUUUUCAGUUCUUGUGGCUUUUACGACCUUUCGGAUCAUACGGGACACCGGAAUAAUUGUACUUGAAGGAGUUCCAAGACAUUUAAAUGUGGACCUUAUUAGAGAAGAGUUGAUGAAAAUCGAAGAUGUAUUUUCAGUGGAAAGCCUGUAUGUCUGGUCUCUAACGUCAGGAAAAACAAUUGCCAUUGUCCACCUACAAUUAGUUCCUGGUAGUUCACCCAAGUGGGAGGAGAUCCAAUCCAAGGCCAGACAAUUGCUGCUGACUACCUUUGGCGUCUAUCAAUGCUCCAUCCAGCUCCAAAGCUACAGGCGACAGGAGAACAAGCUCUGUGCAAAUUGUCAGAGUGCCUAAUUUUUCCAACCUUCGGGAAAACUCGCUGCCUUAUCCUUUUUAACCUUGCAGCCAAAGGGCCACAAGCAAUAAGCAUAAGAUACACAGGGCAGAGUGCUUUGAGCUCCGACCUGUAACAUCUGCAUUGAGUGCAAAUAUCCGCGAUUGGAACUGUGGGGGUCAGCUUCGGCACGGCUCUUUUCACGAAGACAAACUUCUGAUUCUUCUAUCACCGUUCAUUUCUGCUCGGGUUUUUUUCUCACCAAUGUAUUUCCAAGAAGUUGUUUACACACCCCUUGAUGGUUAGGCAGGUUCCUCCUCGCUUGAGCACAGCUUUCACAUUGCUGUUUUCUUAACUGUCCUGACUGACACUCCAGAAGGAGCAUCAGGAAAUUUAUGAACUUGAGUUUUCAACAGAAUUUAAACAAAAACAUGAUCAUGUUCACAAUUUGUAAAGUUAAUGAUCCCUGAAUUGGUUACCUUAAGUAUUUCCCCCCUUCCCCUUUUCCAUGUUUUUAAUUCCUUAUCUUAAUAUAUAUAUAUAUACUGCAGGGAUAACGGAACUUUUUUUUAAUAAGUUGUCUCUUAAUACAAACUUGAAUUGGUAUUGGCUUUUAUGUGUAACCAAUUUUUGGACAUUUAACUUUAAAUAGUACUUUCCGUGGUAGAAGGAUCUUAUCCAGGAUGGACCACCACUUGUUUAACUGAAAAUUUUGGGGCAGGACCCACCUGUGUUUGGGGAAAAAAAUGGAUCGACUUUCAUAAGCUUUGAUAUAGGUCCUGUAUUGUAGAAGUGUAUAUUUAAUUUCUUUGAGUCUAGGUGACUGAUUUUGAAAGCCUUCCUAUUAGUUGUCCUGAGUAUCUCAAGUAAAGUGUUGCCUGCUUCAGAAGGCUGUUUGAUUAACCUGAAUCUUAAUUCUACUAAAUAAAUGUGCUGUAGUAACUUCUUUGUGAUUGAUUUGCUUUGCUGAAAGAGAAAGGGCUUUUAGAAAACUCCGAAAAUCAAAUCGGUGGACAGAAGGGUAGAUAUAUUGAUGAGAAAAAGAAAUCAAACCUUUGCAAUUCCCAGAACUUAAAACGAUGAGAAUCUGGUUUUGGUUUUCAUCUUGAUGUAGCUUUCUGAUCAAUAUAUGCUUUUUCCACAAUGUCCAAGUGAAAUAUUUGUGGUGAUGAAAGAUGCAAUCGACAGGGGAGUUUUGUUGUUGGUGUGAAACUAGCCUUUGUAAUGUAUCUGUUGCAACAGAGGUGCAAAACCGGUGGAUGAGAUGUUCUGAAUCUUGAGCAUGAAGAAAAGAAAACUAGGAUAAGGAGAAAUUAACAAUAGGUGAGAUCUUGUGGUCAGAUCCUAGGCAUAUAAAACCUAGAUUAAAUGGAGGACAGAGAUAGACAACUUAUUUCCCCAAUGUUUGAACACCUCAUAAAUUUCUGUAGGAUCCAAUCUGGUUCAGUCACUUGGACCAGUCCUUUAGUCUUUCGGACUCUUGCUGAAAGUCCACCUUUAUUUUGGUGAGAGAGAAGUUCCUUGAGGAUGGGGUCCAGCAUAAGUCCAAAAGUUUGGGAGACAAAAUUUCUGGCUCCCAGUGACAGACCCAUAUUGGAUCCUGUAAUAUUAACCUGGAACCUGUACAUUUCCCUUCAUUCAUAAAUUUCUUGUCAAUGGCGUUGGGACUGAUGAAAUUGAAAACAUCUGGAAGGCACCUGCCUUUGAUGUGGGUAAAUGUCAUCACAAAAGAUAUUAAAAACUAGAUCUAAGUCGCAGUUUCUUUGCCUUUGUAUCUCUUUACUUCUUUUAAGGGACUAGAAACUAACAUUAAUAUUUUGAUGGUUACAUAGCAAAGUCCAUGGCUGAGAUGGGAUGCUUUGGAGUUUGGCUUUGAAAUCUGAGGCAACCAGCCAUAAAAAUAUGCAUUUUUAUAGUUUGCUGGAAAUGAA
Notechis scutatus (mainland tiger snake) is the source of this 3780-nucleotide messenger RNA. RefSeq names its product solute carrier family 30 member 4 (gene SLC30A4). Gene Ontology annotation, molecular function: zinc ion transmembrane transporter activity. NCBI's taxonomy places the organism in Eukaryota, Metazoa, Chordata, Lepidosauria, Squamata, Elapidae. The record is from RefSeq and is a predicted model, not a curated record. Gene Ontology annotation, cellular component: plasma membrane. Gene Ontology annotation, biological process: response to zinc ion; zinc ion transmembrane transport.